AUGCGGCGAGCUUUCCGUCUUGAUUCGUUUCCUGUGCUUCUCGAUCGACGAUACCCGUCAUAUGCUGUGAGGCCGCAGUCGGAGAGGUUCGCCAAGCUGGAUUCUCGAAAUCCUCCCCCGAAGCGGCCGCUUCCGGUGACAUCCACCGUGAAUCGGCCGCUGUCCCCGCGGAACUUGUCACCCAAGAACAAUACCCCUCGCCUCAACAUCUCCCGGUCUUUGAACUCCAUCCCGGAGUCCACUACGCUUCCGGACUCUCCCUCGUCCUUCCCUCCGCCGUCUUCUAACCUCAUCAACCACAAGCCGCGAGGCACACGCCUCCUCGAUGGCGCGCCUCCGAGCGAUGCUAGUGACGUUCGCGGGCAGGAGAUCGAAGGGGAACAGAAGCCUGGUGCUUCAAACGGCCGCCAAGGGGAACCAAAUUCUACCAUCGUCCAACUUCUUGAAGAGAAGCCUGAAGAAGACACGCAUGUGGAUGAUGAUGGGCUUGUAGAAUCAGAUGAACUGGCUAAACCUGGCUCUCUCGAUUUUGAUAAAGAUACGGAGAUUAACAAUUUCUAUAAUCCCAAUUGCUCAGUUAAUAAGCUCGACAGAAAUCUCAACUCUGCGAUCUGGAAACCUUCUACUCCUUCAGGGGAGUAUUUUGAUGCCUUCGAAGAGUUAUCCAGUUGCGGCACUUCACGAUCUUACAGUUGGAAAGCUGAAGAACUGCAUGACUUGAAGCUGAAUACAUUGUUGGAAGUAGAGAGACGCAAGCAAGCUGAAGAAGAAACUGAGGCCUUGCAAAACCAAUGGCAGAUACUGAGUCACCAUUUGUCGCUUGUGGGAUUGAAGCUUCCCGCUCCAACUUCUAUCCGUGAUGUUAUAGAUCAACCGAACAUCAAUCCUGCAGAGGAUUUGUGCCAACAGAUUGUGGUUUCUCGCAUAGUGGCUGAUGCUGUAGGGAGGGCCAUUACUUGUGCCGAGUCUGAACUGACUAUUCAACCUUUGAUCCAGUCUAAGAAUUUCGAGAUUGCUAGGUUGCAGGAUCGGCUCCAGUAUUAUGAAACUGCAAACAAGGAGAUGUCUCAGAGAAACCAAGAAGCAUUAGUGGGGUAUGUUUCUGGUGCAGAAUUGGCACGACAACGCCGUAACAAGCGCAAGAGACAGCAGAGGUGGAUUUGGUCCUCAAUUGCCCUCGCUGUGACUCUCGGUGUCAUUUCUAUUGCAUGGCCAUGCCUGGCCAUUUCCAUGUCUAGCAGAUCAAAUGCAGAGAAUUUUGGAUCAAAUGUGGAUGGCUACUGUGCCUAUUCAUGGCAUCUGAUUCCUUCCAUUUUAAGCAUUCUCACCAUCCAGCUUAAAAGAUGUCUCUGCCAUUAUGCCUGUGGAAUUAUUGUGCUACGAGAUAAUCAUCAUUAA
Molecule: messenger RNA, 1398 nt
Organism: Zingiber officinale
Lineage: Eukaryota; Viridiplantae; Streptophyta; Magnoliopsida; Zingiberales; Zingiberaceae
Exons: 5
Coding region: 1-1398 (465 amino acids)
Source: RefSeq, a predicted model, not a curated record